CAGCGUUGCCUGUUGACCGACACCUGUCCUCUCGCUUUCUCACCUCUUGCCGCCCUUUUUUCUUUCUCGAUUGCUCCAUGUCUGGGCGUUCGGCCGCGGAGUCUCCUUUCACGUCUUCCUGUCAUUUUUACGUCGACCAGAGGUGCUAUUUUCCGCGCCGCCACAGCGAGAAUCGGACAGCAUGGCCAAUGUUCUGCAGGGCGGGGACGGCAUGAUGGGCGGGGUUGGCGGCUUCCCGCUCGAGCGAUGGUUCUAUGAGAUGCCCGUGUGCACUCGCUUGUGGAUGACUGCUGCGCUGAGCGCCAGUGUGCUGGUGCAAUGCCACAUCAUCUCGCCCUUCCAGCUCUUUUACAGCGUCCGGACUGUCUUCUUCAAGAACCAAUACUGGAGACUACUCACGACGUUUUUCUAUUUCGGGCCGCUGAGUCUCGAUCUUCUCUACCACAUCUUCUUUCUCCAACGCUAUGCCCGUCUCUUGGAAGAAUCGUCGGGCCGCUCCACGGCACACUUUGCUUGGCUCCUCACCUUCGCUUCCACAACGCUCCUCUGUAUCGCGCCCAUGUUCUCCAUGGCCUUCCUCGGCUCGGCUCUAUCCAGCACCCUGAUAUACAUCUGGAGCAGGAAGAAUCCAGAUACCAUGCUAAGCUUUUUGGGGCUGCUGGUGUUCAAGGCACCCUAUCUUCCUUGGGUUCUGCUCGCCUUCUCGCUCAUUAUGCACGGGACGGUGCCUAAAGACGAGAUGUGCGGCAUUGUCGUGGGUCACGUCUGGUACUACUUCAAUGAUAUAUACCCGCCGCUACACAACAACCACAGCCCGCUCGACCCUCCUACUUGGUGGAUUCGCAUGAUUGAAGGGCGACCUGCUCCCAGCCAAGAGCCAGUCGAGGAUGAGGUACCGACAGAUGGGGAUGCACCUGGUGAACAUGACCCGGUAGAGCCUGCGCCCAUACAUUGAGCAUUGCUUAGGACAAUGGCAAUUUCAUUCACAUUUU
This is a messenger RNA of Exserohilum turcica Et28A, 992 nucleotides long. RefSeq lists its product as uncharacterized. Lineage: Eukaryota; Fungi; Ascomycota; Dothideomycetes; Pleosporales; Pleosporaceae. The record is from RefSeq and is a predicted model, not a curated record. The transcript is spliced from 3 exons. Gene Ontology annotation, molecular function: misfolded protein binding; ubiquitin-specific protease binding. Gene Ontology annotation, cellular component: endoplasmic reticulum membrane; Hrd1p ubiquitin ligase ERAD-L complex. Gene Ontology annotation, biological process: endoplasmic reticulum unfolded protein response. Bases 182 to 955 code for a protein of 257 amino acids.